AUGUCUCUUCCGUCUCAUUUCACCCUCAACACCGGUGCCAAGAUCCCAGCUGUGGGAUUCGGAACAUGGCAAGCCAAGCCGUUAGAGGUGGAACACGCAGUCGAGGUUGCGCUGAAGCAAGGUUACCGCCAUAUCGAUUGCGCUGCUAUUUACCGUAACGAGACAGAGGUUGGAAAUGGUAUUCGCAAGUCCGGCGUGCUUCGCGAGGAAAUCUUCAUAACAGGCAAGCUGUGGAACACGAAACAUGCGCCAGAAGACGUCGAGUCUGCACUGGAUAAGACACUGAAAGAUCUGGGCACGGAGUAUCUUGACCUUUACCUUAUGCACUGGCCUUGCGCCUUCAAAUCCGGUGACAAGUGGUUUCCCUUGGACAACAAAGGCGUCUUUGAACUAGCCGAUGUUGACUAUACUACUACAUACAAGGCUAUGGAGAAACUGAUAGCCACCGGAAAAGUCCGCGCUAUAGGUGUCUCAAACUUCAACGUCCGUCGUCUCGAAAAGCUUUUAAGCCAAGUCACCGUCGUCCCCGCUGCCAACCAAAUUGAAGCGCAUCCGUACCUCCAACAACCGGAUCUUCUUCGCUUCUGUCAAAGCAAAGGGAUCAUUAUCGAAGCCUACUCACCACUAGGGAACAACCAGACCGGUGAACCGCGUACAGUCGAUGACCCGGCGGUUCACACCGUUGCGGGACAGCUCAACAUGGACCUCGGACCGCUCCUGGCGAGCUGGGGUGUGCAGCGCGGAACCGUCGUCUUGUCCAAGAGUGUCACGCCGUCCCGGAUUUCAGCCAAUCUUCAGGUUAAGCAUCUUCCUGAAGACGCCUUCGCGACUCUCUCAGCCCUCGAGCGUCAUAAGCGGUUUAACUUCCCAGCCUUCUGGGGGUAUGACAUUUUCGAGGAGGCUGGCGAAGAAGCUGUGCGGAAGGCUGCGUUGGAUGCUGCUGCUGUGAAUAAAACAAAGUUUACUGUUUAA
Molecule: messenger RNA, 972 nt
Organism: Aspergillus puulaauensis
Lineage: Eukaryota; Fungi; Ascomycota; Eurotiomycetes; Eurotiales; Aspergillaceae
Exons: 2
Coding region: 1-972 (323 amino acids)
Cellular component (GO): cytosol
Molecular function (GO): aldose reductase (NADPH) activity
Source: RefSeq, a predicted model, not a curated record